GGCAUUCAAUUAUCAGAUUAAGUGUUUUCUCCUCGAUUUCAUCUAUCAAUUUAUCUCUCUCUCUCUCUUUCGACUUCCUUAGAAAAAACGAAGAAAAUGAAGACCUAGAUUUUGGUUUAACUCAGAUUACAUUUAGGGGUUUGAUUCAGUAGGGGGUUAAUUCUGAUCUGAUACAGUUUAGAUUUCGAUUUUGUUCGGCGGAUUCUCAUCUCAGAUCUGAUACAAUCUUCAUCUCGAUUUCAAUCUUCUUCUGCUUUACCUACGAAUUAUUCAAUCCUGUGAAAUCAUCUAGUGUCGCUGGAUUUGCGGAUAGGAGAUUUGAGUAAAAUUGAAACACAUGGAUUUGAAUGAUAUAAAGGGUACACCGGACUUGCAUCAAAUUGAAUCAGCAACUUGUUGGAUUCACUUGUACAUCAUAUACCUUGCAGAGUGACGUCACAUCAGAUGCAAGGUUUUACGAUUUUAACCCUAAGCUAAAAACCACCAUCAACAAUGGGUCAUAGAAGGUUUCUAAGGGAUUCUAAACAUCCUUAUAGAUUGCAAAAUUCAAAUUUUAAUGGCAAAGAAGAACAUAACAAGGCUCCCAUACGUUUGACUGGUGAAGAAUUAUUGAGUAAGAUGGAGUCAAUGAAAACUUCUUUUGGAAAGCUAACUGGUGGGAAGAGGAAUGGAACUCCAUGGUCCAAGAGAUCAAUUUUCUUUGAUUUGCCAUACUGGAAGGAAUUGUAUGUUCGCCACAAUUUGGAUGUGAUGCAUGUGGAGAAGAACUUCACUGAAAUUUUAUUCGGAACUAUAUUGAAUGUGAAAGGUUCAUACAAUAAAGAUGGAGUUGCUGCUCGUCAAGAUCUGAAAAGGUUGAAGAUAAAGAGAAAUUUGUGGAUGGAUCCUAAUGGCAAACAAAUUCCACCAGAUGCUCCCUUUGAUUUAUCAACAUCAGAGAAACAAUUAAUUUUUCAAACGUUAAGCAAGUUAAAGGUUCCAAUUGGGUAUAGCGGGAACUGGAAACAUAAGGUGGAUUUGCAGCAACUCCAAUUCAGAAAAAUGAAGUCUCAUGAUUAUCACAUCCUCAUUUACCCGUGGUCCUGGAGUAUGCUUUUAAAGAUGUCAAACCAUUACGUGCUGUGAUCUUAAAUGUAUCUUUAUUCUUCAAGAUCUUAUGCUCAAAGGUGGUAGUUCGAGCAGAGCUCAUCAGUAUCCAUCAACACCUUGUGGAGGCAUUAUGUGUUUUUGAGAUUUACUUCCCUCCAUUUUUUGUUUCGAUGAUACAUCUUGUUGUUCACUUGGCCGAAGAAGUUUUACUUUGUGGACCUGUUCGAUUUAGAUGGAUGUAUCCUGUUGAGAGGAUGAUGAGAAUAUAUAAAGGGUAUGGACGGAACAAGACAUAUAUAGAGGGGACUAUAUCUGAACAGUAUGACAUAGGUGAAGGAAUGAGACAUUGCAUGGAGCAGUUCCCUACAGUUAACUACAAAUGCAAUAAACGAAAACGUAACACUUCCACAGAUGAGGUAGCUGACAGUGAAGGGCCAUAUCCUAGUGAUGCAGUUGGUAAACCAUGCCGGUUGUCUAGUAUUUUACUGUGAUUGGGUACGCACAAGCUUAAUGGGUGUGAAGUGGAUCCAGAAACCAACGUAGUCUGUGUCAAUUUUGCUAGGUUCAAACGAAAUACAAAUGUAGAAGAUGAGCCCUUUAUCCAUGCUUCUCAAGCUUCUCAGGUUUUCUACUGCAAAGAUGAUACAAGGGAUACUUGGCAGAUUGUUUUAGAGGCUCCAAAAAGUCAACUCCUGAUGUCAAUGCUUAUCAAAAUCCUUUUGUUUUCUCUGGAGCUGCCGAUGAAGCCCUAUCGUCUACAUUUUAAUAAAAAAUUUAUUUUGAGUUUAAUGAUGUCAGGUAGCAGAUGUCAAUCUAGUACUGGGGAACAUGAAGCUGUUGAAGGCCGCAUAAGAGAAAAUGACUCUCAUAACAAGUCUAGCCAUGAAGACCAUACCGCAGAUAGUUAUGGAAGCACUUCUAGGCUACCAGGAAACCGCAAGCAGAUUAUAUUCGACAAAUAUGGGCGCCCUUGUGAUAUCGGUUCAGAACAAUUUGUGACAAAAAUUGGAAAGAUAGUAGGGGCACAUUGUCAUCCUGCAAUUGAUUCUUGGACGGUUGUUUCAGAAAGCAUCAAAGACGAUAUAUGGAACAACGUCGCUGUUAAGUACGAGGUAACUGAAAUUUAUAAGCCUAACAUACCGACAAAGGCUAAUGUUUCUUGGAGAAACUGGAAGCAUCAGCUUCGACGUGUGUUGGAUAAGUAUGACACUAUUGCCGAGAUGAAAAGAAAUAUGCUUGAACGCUUAAUUGCAAAAAGAGAAGAUUGGGAAAGUUUUGUUGAUUUCUUCAAUACCGAUGAGGAUAAGAAACGUCGUGCAGCUGGUAAAAACGCUAGAGAAGCUGUUGAGCUACUACAAUCAUGUGGCAAGAAAGGAAUUUCUCGCACAAUAUACGACCUGGAAAAAGAGAGUCCAACGGGUGAAAUUAACAGAUGUGUGGUGUUUGCGACAACCCAUGUAACCAAGACCAUAAAUGAUCAGAUGCAUCCACAUCCGCCUCUGAUGUUAAAAAUUAGGAAAAUUAAAGAACUCGUAGAUGCUGAUCCAAAAGGUCAGAAUGAUAUAGACAAUGAUGCUAUUGCUAAGUCAUGUGGGCGUGAUCAAAAAGGUCAUGUACGAGGAAUGGGAGGAGGUGUUACCAAGACCCAGAUGCGUGCUUCGGCAUUAAGUAGAGAGACUCUUCGUAAAGUAUAACAAGAAAACAGAAGUAUGCGGUCUGAUAUCGAUUUACUCCAAACACAAGUUGGGACACUCGUGCAAAGAUGUAUUUCAUCAUCAUCGAUGUCUAAUCAGGCUCCUGAUGAGUCCAACCUGCCUGCUGCUAGCAACUGCUUCAUCAAAAACUUCAGAGGGAGAACCAUUGCUUUGGGAACUUUCAGUAAUGCUGCUUCCCCAAUGGAGCAUGCGUAUAGCGUAAGUGUUGAAGAAAUAUUUGACAGAGAUGCAGAAUUAUAUGAUGAAGAUGGAACUCUUGGUGAUAUUAUGCUUGGGCAGGUGAUCAAUUGGCCGAAAGGAAGUGUUCAACCUUAUCGGUAAUGAACCAUGUCACUGUAGUUUUAGACUUUAGCACUGUAGUUUUGAAUGAAUUUACUCCUAUUGUGUUCUUUUCUUAUGUCGUCUUGUUGGAUGUUGUUUGGACGAAGAAUCCGUUUGAGGUUAAACAUUUACGAUUUAUGGAAAUUUAUUUUGAAGUUAAGAA
Papaver somniferum (opium poppy) is the source of this 3288-nucleotide messenger RNA. RefSeq lists its product as uncharacterized. Bases 1785 to 2783 code for a protein of 332 amino acids. The record is from RefSeq and is a predicted model, not a curated record. The transcript is spliced from 12 exons. NCBI's taxonomy places the organism in Eukaryota, Viridiplantae, Streptophyta, Magnoliopsida, Ranunculales, Papaveraceae.